AUGCCUGUAAACGUGAAAAAAAACCUCCUUUACAAGACUAAAAGGUCCAUUCAAAAAUAUUUUGCCGAGGUCCAUUGUUUUCUGUGCACAUGCACACUCUCCUUCAUUUCUGACGAGCAUUCUCUAAGAAGGUUCAUUUCGACUCGACUGGUUUCGUCUUGUGGUUCAUCGCUUCAUUUUCACGCUGCAAAAGGAGCGUCGCCAUCCCUCAAAGAGUGA
Cylicocyclus nassatus is the source of this 219-nucleotide messenger RNA. Lineage: Eukaryota; Metazoa; Nematoda; Chromadorea; Rhabditida; Strongylidae. The record is from the annotation of a GenBank genome assembly.